UGACAUUGUAAAUCUCAACGAAAUAGGAGUACUUUGAAUUCGUCUUUUUCACACUCAAGCUUCAAAUUCACUGACAGGAAUCACGAUCUUGUCCCUAAAAGAUGGUGUGCGAUAAAUGUCAGAAAAAACUCGGGAAAGUGAUUUGCCCUGAUCCGUGGAAAUCUGGAGCAAGAAACACGACAGAGGGUGGAGGAAGGAAAGUCAACGAAAACAAGCUUCUCACACAGAAAAAGAACAGAUUUAACCCAUAUACAACCUUCAAUAAAUGCAGAAUCUGUAAACAGACUGUCCAUCAGGCACAUUCACACUACUGUCAAAGCUGUGCAUACAAGAAAGGAAUUUGUGCCAUGUGUGGGAAACAAGUCUUGGACACAUCAAAUUAUAGACAGACUUCCGUUUAAGAAAAAACGACUAAUUUUUACUUUUAUUGCUAAAUACAUGCUAAGCUGCAAGGUUGAUAACUCAGUGCCAUACCUUUAUGUACAUAACUGAAAAACAACAGCCAUUGUAGUAACACCAGUAAGCAACUGUACAAAUGUUUAUUGUCAGCGUAUUUUCUGGCUUUAUUAACCCUUUACAUUCCAACGUUAGUAUUGGUAUUCUCCAUACUGUUCUCUUUACAUUUCAAAAGGUACUGAUUAGGAGAAUUUGUUAAAAAAUCAGGAACUUCUCAAA
This is a messenger RNA of Pocillopora damicornis (cauliflower coral), 675 nucleotides long. RefSeq names its product cysteine-rich PDZ-binding protein. NCBI's taxonomy places the organism in Eukaryota, Metazoa, Cnidaria, Anthozoa, Scleractinia, Pocilloporidae. Gene Ontology annotation, molecular function: microtubule binding; PDZ domain binding. Gene Ontology annotation, biological process: cytoplasmic microtubule organization. The record is from RefSeq and is a predicted model, not a curated record. Gene Ontology annotation, cellular component: dendrite.